AGGUACCAGAUCUUAUUUUGUUAGUACGCAGGUGGAUGAAGUGCGAUUGAAUUCUUAUCAAUUAAUCAAAUUUUGAAUUUUUUUCUCAUGCUUAUUUUUAAAAUUUUUGAACUAGUGAACCCGUGUGGCUAACCCAACCGGUCACAGGCUGCAAUUUGAUGGUGCUACCGGGUGACCCAGUUGUUCGAGCAACGUUAGACCGCAGCAAAACUGAUAUUUUGUAUCAACUCCGGAAGUUCCAGAACAUAAUAUGACGGAAUUCGUAUCCAAUGUAUUCGACGUUGCUUGUCCAAACCCUUUAAAAUUGCAAGAAAUCUCAUCAUUGGCUAUCGUUGCAGAGCUAUGGCAAAGGGAAAUCCGUUCGCAUCUCAAGAGCGAUGCGGUCAUUCAAUUGCGACCUGGUUAUAUCAUUACAGUAUCAGAAUAUUCGAGAUUGAUUAUCCUGAUUGGAACGAAGUUUUAAGCAUGUUCCAUGAUUUCGCAUUGGACUGGGAUGGUACCAUUCAUGAAGUGCGCACAGCUAAACGAAUGCUGCUGUGCGAUCGAAUCGGUAUUAAUGUAAAAUUCAGGAUCGCUUGCUUGUACUGUUUCGAAGAUGAUAUAAAACGGAUUUGGCCUUCUGUCAGCUCAACGAUGAAUUUGGAUAGAUUGUCUUUUACCGAAUUUCCACAGUUGUACUACUGGACCUGCUUGCUCAGUGAUAAACCACACAUGGUUCCUAAUAUUGGUGAAACGGUGUUUUCACAGUUCUAUAAAACCGCAUCAAUGGAUUAUUCAUCUGCACUGUACUAUUGGAAUCGCAUACCUUUGGAAAGUCAGUCGCAAAAAUUCAUUCGCGACUUAUUAGACAAUAAUCCGAAAUUAUUCUCCAGGUUCAUCUUACCUAAACUAAAUGAACCGAAACUCGUAGAGUUUAUUGCUCGAAAUGUCGAGCGUUUGAUAAGAACACUGUUGAACGGCCAUGAACAUGAGGAAAGAGACCGGCUUGUUCUUCCAACAUGGAUGUACAUUAGAAACAAGAUCGAUAAAAAGACUUUCGUUCAUCUAAUAAAGAAUUUGCUAGUAAAAGAAGCUUUUGAUAUUCAACCCCGGGAACAACUGAUAUAUCAAAGCGAAGUAUCUCCGUGGUGCGAGAUAUGGAAUAGUGCCGCUCAGAUUUUAAAACAGGCCGUAUUUGAUGAUAUCUUGCUCAAGGAUAGCGAAUACUUAUUUAGACCAUAUGAUUUUCCAAGAGCAUCCAGCAGACAAACGAGACUCUUAAUGGCUGUCCUAUCGGAUGCCAGUUUUCAAGAGAGGAGCACAUUUUGGAGCAAAAAUUGGCCGUCUUUGAUCUUGGGCACGUGUGUAGAAGAUUUACUUGAAAUAAUGAAAUUGUGUUUCAGGAAUGAGGAGGAGAUAGCUUUAUUCAAAGAAAACACCUUGUUUAAAUAUGAGAAUAUCAGGCCAUAUCUCACAUUCGUGCUGGAGCGUCCUGAACGUAAAUAUUAUUUUAGAGAAGUGGAUAGAUUUUUGUAUUUUUGUAAUUCGGAUGCGCAAAAAAUAAUGGAGAUGAAACAACGAUUUCUGCAUGAUCCAAAUAAUGGUAUUCCUCAUGGAUUACCUUUAUCUCGGAACGAGGAAUCGUUAAAUAAGUUUUUGAAUGAUACCGUCUGGAAAAUGCAGAUGAGUUUACCGAUAGCUAUUAAAUUCAUCUUCUAUACGUAACCGAACAACUGAAUAAUGUUUACUGUGGGAGUAAAAUGAUCACUUUUUCAUAUCUCUCAUCUAGUCUGUUAUGUUGAGAAUUGGGUGUACCUAGACCUACCUAAUGAUGUCAAGUCAUGAGCUUAUUACGAUUUUUAUUUUUAUUACUUUAGGUAUCUAUUAAUUGCGUUUAAAGUGUUACAAUAAAUGUAACCUAUUAUUUCAA
Molecule: messenger RNA, 1909 nt
Organism: Planococcus citri (citrus mealybug)
Lineage: Eukaryota; Metazoa; Arthropoda; Insecta; Hemiptera; Pseudococcidae
Exons: 2
Coding region: 343-1704 (453 amino acids)
Source: RefSeq, a predicted model, not a curated record